UGUGUGUUUUUUCUCAAAUGCCAUCACACCCCCAUACCCAUCUUGCUUUUCCCACUUGAUUAUAUUAUGGUGGUGGUCCCCAUCAGUACAUAGAAACUGUUUCAGUUCCUCUUUCAUGGUAUGGAUGUCUCAUUUAACUAUUUCUCUUUUCAUGAAUAUUUGGGUUUUUUGUUUUAUUUUUCUAUUGUAAACAGUGCCUCAUGAACUGCUUUCUAUGUAUCUGUUGGCCCAUUAGUACAGGUAUUUACAGAGAGUACACCUGGAAGAAUUUUUGAACCAAAGGCUGUUGUUGAAAGAUUAGAAGGAAUCCAAUUCAUGCUAUGAUGCCACCUAAAUUCGAGGAAGAUACUACAGAAAAGUAAAAAGCGAAAGACCACUUUUAUUUAAGCACAUGGAUGCGGAAAUUCUAAAAAUGUGUUCUGAAUAGAGCAUUAAUAAAUUGAAUUGAGCAUUUUUUAAAAAGUACUCUGUACCUAUGAUAAAACAUUCAAACAAACACUUUGUUCAACAAAAGGUGAAAAAUAAUUUUCCUUCUCACCCUGUUUCCAUAUCUCCUUCAUAUUUCAUGCAUGCUGCCAGAAAUCAUGUGUGCAUAUUUAUUUCUCUCGAUGGAAGAAUCCCCCUUUCUUUUAUUUUCUUCCUUUUCACGUAUUACAGCACAUUCUAGUCCUUUCUGUGUCCGUUCCAUUUCACUGUGUGUUUGAUCAACCUUAACUUUUCUCACCUCAGCACUCUUGACCUUUGGGUCAGAUAAUGCUAUGUUGUGGAGGGGUGCCAUGUGCAUUGGAGGAUAUUUAGCAACAUCUCUGGUCUCUACCCUCUGGGUAGAGGGAUGCCAGCGCCCUGACCCCCAACCCCCCCUAGUUGUGACAGUGGGCUACGGAGAAGUGUAUUGUUGCAGGAAACAUUGACCUUCAGGGACGUGUUUGUGGACUUCACCCAGGAGGAGUGGCAGCAGCUGGACGCUGCUCAGAAGAACCUCCACAGGGACGUCAUGCUGGAGAACUACAGCCACCUGGUCUCCGUUGGAUACCUUGUGGCCCAGCCACAUGGGAUCUUCAGGUUGGGACAAGAAGAAGAGGAGGCAGGGAUGGCAGCUGGAGAAAGCCCACUGUGGAGCUGUCCAGAAUUCUGGAAAGUUAAUGACCAGACAGAUAACCACAAGGAAAGCCAAGACAAACCUCUAUGGCAAGCUGCAUCCAUAGAUAAGGAAACACUGAAGGAUAAAAGUGGCCAAGAAUUCGGAACAUAUGGAGAAAUAAUUUAUCCAAGCACAGGAUUUGUUUCUAUAGGACAAAGAUUCACUAAAUAUUAUUCAUGGGGAGAGUGUUCAAAACAUAAUUUCAUUUUUCUUAGUCAAAGUAGAAGCUGUGUAAGAAAGAAUGGUGAUGAAUGUAAGGCAUAUUGGAAAUUAUGCUUCCAUUCUAAUCUUGAUAAAGCUCAAUCUGGAGAGAAAUUCUUUGAGCCUAAUGAACAUGGAAAAGCCUUCCACCAUAAGCAAGCUCUUAAUAAAAGUCCAAGAAUUCAAAAUGGGGAGAAACUCUAUCAAUGUUCUGAAUGUGGAAAAGUGUUUAUCCAGAAAGCAAACCUUGUUGUACAUCAGAGAACUCACACUGGAGAGAAACCUUAUGAAUGCUGUGACUGUGCAAAAACUUUUAGCCAGAAGUCAACCCUAAUUGCACACCAGAGAACUCAUACAGGGGAAAAGCCAUAUGAAUGCAGUGAAUGUGGGAAAACAUUUAUCCAGAAGUCAACUCUGACUAAACAUCAGCAAACUCAUACAGUAGAGAAACCAUUUGUAUGCAGUGAAUGUGCAAAAGCUUUUAAGAGUUCAUAUCACCUUCUUAGACAUGAAAAAACACACAUUAGACAAGCAUUUUAUGAAGCUAUCAAAUGUGAUAAGUCCAGCCUUAUAUAUCAAAGGACUCAUAUGGGUGAGAAACCUGAGUGCAAUAAACAUGGGAAAGCCUUUGAUGAGACACCCACACCCACUGAACAUCAGAUAACUCAUACAAAAGAGACACUUUACAAGUGUAGUAAAUGUGGAAAAGGUUUCAGGGGAAAGUCACAUCUUUCUGUUCAUCAGAGAGUUCAUACACAAGAAAAAUCCUAUGAAUGCAGCAUAUGUGGGAAGACUUUCAGUGGAAAAUCACAUCUCUCUGUCCAUCAUAGAACUCACACAGGAGAGAAACCUUAUGAAUGCCGAAGGUGUGGGAAAGCAUUUGGUGAGAAGUCAACCCUUAUUGUACAUCAGAGAACUCACACAGGAGAAAAACCCUAUAAAUGCAACGAAUGUGGGAAAGCUUUCAGUGAAAAGUCACCACUGAUUAAACAUCAGAGAAUUCAUACAGGAGAGAGACCCUAUGAGUGCAGUGAAUGUAGGAAAGCAUUCAGUAGGAAGUCAACUCUCAUUAAACAUCAGAGAAUUCAUACAGGAGAAAAACCUUAUGAAUGCAGUGAAUGUGGGAAAGCUUUCAGUGUGAAAUCAACUCUCAUUGUACAUCACAGAACACAUACAGGAGAGAAACCUUAUGAAUGCAGAGAGUGUGAUAAAGCCUUCAGUGGGAAGUCAACUCUCAUUAAACAUCAGAAAAGUCACACAGGAGAUAAAACCUAUUAAUAUACUUAUUAAUAACCUAUAAUAUAUAAUAACCUAUUAUGAUAACAUUAAUAAUUUAUAACCUAUUAAUAUAUUAAUAUAGAGAUAAUUUCACUAGUUAUACCUCAUUAUAUUAUAUAUCAGUUCAUCCUGGGGAGUAACCUUAUAAACAUCAAGAAUGUAAAAAACUUCAUAUACUAUUUAAUGUUCAUUUAACUUAAGAAAGAGCACAAAAGCAUAAUUCCAGAAGCAUCUGAUAAAUGUGACCUAUUUUUCAUCCAGAAUUCUUACACGAGUGGAGAAUUAUAUAUCAGAGAAUUCAGAAGUGACAAAACUGUGAAUAUAUUGAUGUAGAAAAGAAUUUAGAAAGAAUUUAAAUGUCAUUGACUAUCAGAGUAUGCUGAAAAGAAACUAAGAAUUUAAAGUGUAGAAAACUGUUAGAAAUUAUGAGAGAAAUAUGUUCCAUAUUUUAUACCACACAUUUUGUGGGAAAGGUCUAGAGGUUCCAAACAAGUACGCAGUAAUUAAGACAUGUUCACUGUGGAGUAAGUAUGACAUUUUUGAAAGAAAAAUAUAAAGUAUAAAAUUAGGAAUCCUAGCUAUGGCAAACUACGUUCACUUCUUAAACAAAUAGGAGAGGAGGGAACUAAGAUGGCGGAGGAACAGGACAGGGAGACCACUUUCUCCCCUACAAGUUCAUUGAAAGAACAUUUGAACGCUGAGCAAACUCCACAGAACAACUUCUGAUUGCUAGCAGAGGACAUCAGACACCCAGAAAAGCAGCCCAUUGUCUUCGAAAGGAGGUAGGACAAAAUAUAAAAGAUAAAAAGAGAGACAAUAGAGUUAGGGACAGAGAUCCGUCCGGAGAAGGGAGUCUUAAUAGAGGAAGUUUCAAGACACCAGGAAACCCUCUCACUGGCCGGUCUGGGGGAAGUUUUCGAAUCUUGGAGGGCAACCUAACUGGGAGGAAAAAUAAAUAAAACCCACAGAUUACAUGCCUAAAAGCAACUCCCAGCAGAAAAGUACCCCAGACGCUCGCAUCCACCACCAGCAAGUGGGGGUGGAACAGAGAGGAGCGGGCGGCAGUGCUUAGGGUAAGGACCAGGUCCGAAUGCCCUGAGGGCAAUCGGAGGGAGCUAACUGAGAUAGCAACUUAAACUGUGGGAUAGCAAGAGAGAGAGAAUUAAGUUGGGAAAAGCCCUAAACUUAGGCACUACCCACCGGUUCCCAGAACGAAGGACUGAGCAAAUACCAGAGAAGAGCUAGCCGACUGCAGACUGGCCCAUACCCCGCCGGAGGCAGGAGGCAGGGGGGAGGGGAAAGGGGCAAACUCGGCCCCAGAGACGGCACCCCCUACCAAAUGGCAAACAGGCUUCCAGCUUCUAACCAAAGACUUCCUUGAGAUUCUGGAUGGUCGACACCCGCCUGGAGGGUCGCAGCUAGAGUCCAGCUCCCCAGAACUGACACAAGGCACACUUGACCGGCACGCACGGAAACUGAGGCUGGGACCGCGGAGAGGAGAAGGCGCUCUGCACCGGGGGAGGGUGAGCUCAUCAAGCUCCUGGCUGCCUGAGCUGCUCCGACCAGGGAAGGCACAAAACGCAGGCCCAACCGAGUCUGUGCUAUUGUGGAAUACCUGAAAACUGAAUCUGAGCAGCUUAGGCCUGGGAAGUCCACACAACGCAGGGCCUGCUCCCUGGGGAGCAGCCUGGAGCCUGAGCAGUGUAGACAGGGAAAGCACACACACCCGCCCCGAGCGGGGGCAAACCCAGUGUGGCCAGAAUACUGCAAGUGCUCCCCACACAUGCCAGUGAUAUUUGUCUGCAGGGCCCCUCCCUCCCCACAGCACCACUGAAUAAGCAAACCUAAACAAGAGACCACCUCCACCUGCGUGUGUCAGGGCGGAAAUUAGACACUGAAUAGACCUGCAAACAGAAGCCAAAUAAACAAAGGGAACCACUUCAGAAGUGACAGGUGCAACAAAUUAAAAUCCCUGUAGUUAACACUGACUACACUGGAAGGGGCCUGUAGAUAGCGAGAAGUGUAAGCUUGAACAAGGAGCUAUCUGAAACUGAACCGAACCCACACUGCCUGCAACAGCUCCAGAGAAAUUCCUAGAUAUAUUUUUACUACUAUUUUUUUUAUUUUUAAUUAAAAAAUUUUUUUUCUUUCUUUUUUUACUUUUUCUUUUUUUUAAAAGUCCUCUAUUACUCGUUAAUUUUCAUUUUUAUAACCCACUAUAACCUGGCAAAGAAAAAAAAGGACCCUAUUUUUAAAGCGAACUCCAUAUAUAUUUCUUAAAAUUUUUUUGUGUUUUUGUGGUUUUUUACUAUUGUAUUUUUAAGAGUCUAACCUCUAUUCUAGAUUUUUAAUCUUUGUUUUUCAGUAUUUGAUAUCAAUUUUGGACAUUUAAGAAUCCAAACCUCAGUACCCAUUUUUACUCAGGAGUGUGAUUACUGGUUUGAUCACUCUCUCCCCCUUUUGAUUCUC
This is a messenger RNA of Dama dama (fallow deer), 5089 nucleotides long. RefSeq names its product zinc finger protein 674 (gene ZNF674). The coding region runs from base 995 to 2620 and encodes 541 amino acids. Gene Ontology annotation, molecular function: DNA-binding transcription factor activity, RNA polymerase II-specific; RNA polymerase II cis-regulatory region sequence-specific DNA binding. Lineage: Eukaryota; Metazoa; Chordata; Mammalia; Artiodactyla; Cervidae. The record is from RefSeq and is a predicted model, not a curated record. The transcript is spliced from 4 exons. Gene Ontology annotation, biological process: regulation of transcription by RNA polymerase II.